Triticum urartu is the source of this 1312-nucleotide messenger RNA. The record is from RefSeq and is a predicted model, not a curated record. NCBI's taxonomy places the organism in Eukaryota, Viridiplantae, Streptophyta, Magnoliopsida, Poales, Poaceae.
CCGUCUCGCCCCGCGCGUCGGCUUGCAACCCGAUGCCCGACUUCCAUGUGUACCCGCAGGCCUCCUGCCUCUCUAGGGAGUGCUCGCCCGACGUGAGCGUGGUCACGCCUUCCAUGCCCGCGCCCGCGCCCAUUGACCUCAACGCUACCCCGGUAGCCGGUGGCUCGUCAUCUGGAGGCGCGAGGAAACGCGCGCGGCAGACGCCGAUCGACGUGCUACCGGACGCCCACAACCUGUUCAACGGAAUGCCGACUGCCGACGACGAGGACUACAUGAAGAACCUCAUCUUCGAGGGCGAUGCACCGACCCCUGGCUACGAUCCCGACGAGACACAAAGCCAGGACGACCGCGGGGCGUUCACGCCGGUCGCUGGCUAUGAUCCCGAUCAGGCGGCCUUCAUGCGUGAUCAGGUCGGCAUGGCCUUGGACGGCUUCCCACUCGACCAAGAGUUCCCAGACGACUACGGUCAAGAGGAAGAGGACGAGUGCGACAUCGAAGUGGAGCCUUUGUUCGAGGACAAGCUCGCCAACCAAGCCGCCGGUCCUAAGCCGAAGCGCAAGAGCAAGCGCACGAAGGCAUACACGGCUGCCGAGGACAAGCUUCUUUGCGAGUGUUGGCGAGACAUUGGACAAGACCCAAGACGGGCGCCGAACAAAAGCAUUCAACCUCUUGGAUCCGUGUCCACCAGGAGUUUCAUGAGCGCAAGAAGUUUCCGCCUUACCAAAUUGUGAGCACGCGCGGGUGGGUGUCCAUUUCCAAGCGAUGGAGGGUCAUCCAACAAGAGUGCAGCAAGUUCUAUGCCACUCUUGAGAGCGUCAAGGCCCGCUCCGUGAGCGGCAUCGGCAUGCAAUACAUGGUAUGCUAGCAAGCCGCCCUCUUUUGUGUCAUAAAGUUCAUACUUGCGUGCUCAUUUGCAUAUCAUUUGCCCAUGCAACACAUUUUGUAGGCAUUUCAAGCUUUGGAGGCAUUCAAGGUCCAACACAAUGGCAAGUGCUUCAACCUUUCUCAUUGCUUUCAGGUCAUCAAGGCCGAGGAGAAGUUCAAGGCGUAAUAUGCCGCCCUCAAGUCGCGUGGGGGGAAGCAAGCCGUGGAGGAGAUCGGGGACGGCGAGCCGGCACGGCCACGGGGGAAGACCAACUCCAAGAAGGAGGAAAAGCGGGAUGCGGCAUCCAACGCCUUGAUCGCAAGCGUGGAGGGCAUGAUGAACAAGAAGGACUCUAGGGAGGAGGAGCGACGGCGUUUCAAAGAAGAGCAAAUGAACGCAUUCAUGGAGAUCCAAAGGAGGAGGCUUGAGAUGGGCGCGGAGAAGCAA